Messenger RNA from Helianthus annuus (common sunflower), 1085 nucleotides. Its product is annotated as ethylene-responsive transcription factor ERF061. The transcript has a single exon. Gene Ontology annotation, molecular function: DNA-binding transcription factor activity; DNA binding. NCBI's taxonomy places the organism in Eukaryota, Viridiplantae, Streptophyta, Magnoliopsida, Asterales, Asteraceae. Gene Ontology annotation, biological process: regulation of DNA-templated transcription. The record is from RefSeq and is a predicted model, not a curated record. Bases 109 to 972 code for a protein of 287 amino acids.
ACAAAUCCAGUCUCCUCAACUCAACUCAACUCUUCUCCUCCAUCAAUAACUUCAAAAAGCCAAAACAGAGCACCCUAUCUUCCCCUGUUUUCAUCUUCUCCAGAAAUCAUGCAAGAAAACACCACCAAUCCUUUUGUAACUCCUUCAAUCAGCGAUUCGGUUCGAUCUUCUCUAUCGAAUUUGAUCCUAACAGGCGGAAAUCAAAGCACUCUGGAUUCAAUUUUCUCACUCUGUUCCUCAUCUUCAAAAACAGAGGAAUUUUCAGCAACAGGGUCCUCUGUUUAUCUAAAACAGAGAGAUUUCAUCCUCAAUUUCCCAAAUUUCUCAAAUUCUACAAAUUCCCAAAAUUUAUCAACCAAUUUUGACUCAAAUUCUUCAGUUGGGUUCAAUCCGCAAUCGAAGAAGAAAUCGUACAGAGGAGUGAGGCAGAGGCAAUGGGGGAAAUGGGUUGCCGAAAUUCGACUGCCGCAGAACCGGAUGAGGGUGUGGUUAGGGACGUAUGAGUCGCCCGAGAUGGCGGCUUAUGCGUACGAUCGAGCUGCGUAUAAGUUACGCGGGGAAUACGCGCGGGUGAAUUUUCCGGCAGGGUUGGUCGGAGAUGAGCGGAAGUUGAGUGGUUUGAGGACCGCCGUCGAUAAUAAAAUUGAUGCCAUUUUACAAAAAAUUAAGAGAGAGAAAACUAAAAAGAGGUCGGAGAGAGAAAAGGUUAAAGCAGUGACGGAUUCAGAAAUUUUUAUUACGGGGGUUGGGAGUGUUUCGGGUGGUGGAGAGAGUUGUAGUGGGAGUGAAAUCGGGUCGGGUAGUGUUUCGGAAGACGGGUUUUGGAAGGGGGAGAAUUGUUCGUCGGGUUGUUCGUUUUCCGGUGAGUUGACGGCGGCGGAGGGGGCCGAGGAGGCAGAGACCGGUGGUUGGUCUCUUGCCGGAAUGCCUUCUUAUGAUUUGGAUUUGAUAUGGGAAAUACUUGCUAAUUAGGAGUGGUUAAAUUGUAACCCUUAAUUUUGACUUUUGAGAUGGUCAACUGUGAAAAAUUUGUUCAAGAGAGUUGUGUUUUUGAACUUUGAAGUAAUAUAAUGUGUAUUCAUACA